CGAAACUCUUGGUGUUAUCGCCGCCUUGCAAGAAGACGAGAGCGAAUGUGGCAAGCUUGGUGUCGAGGUUGCAAAUUUGCUUGUGCCCAAGGACCCGAAAAGUCGGGAGGAAGCACGCGAAAUGCUUAUGAAUUACGUUAUUAGAGCAGAUGGAGAAGGUCGGGAAGGUGCGGACCACGACUUGCUGAUGCAAUUUUUGGAACAGGCAUUAAUAGAUAAGGAACUUACCCUUGAGAUUUAAAGCGAAGCUUUGCUUUCUUCAUAGUGUCUCCAUCAGAUGACAUGUUAUAUAUUUAGAAUUACAUGCUGCUGCUGGUCUUCGUCUUUAUUUCUGCCCGGUGCUGCAACGUGGU
This is a messenger RNA of Amoebophrya sp. A25, 353 nucleotides long. The record is from the annotation of a GenBank genome assembly. Lineage: Eukaryota; Dinophyceae; Syndiniales; Amoebophryaceae.